CGCGAUAAGCUUACUUUUUCGACCUUCUUAUAGAUAAGUUCCUUUUUUUCUCCGUCUGAACAUACAUUUGUAUUUUAUACAAAAGUGAGUUUAAUUUACCCGAACAAUACUCAAAUACUUGGGUAUCGGUUGAAAAGUGUGUUUGUUUCGGGAAAUAUUUAUGGAUUUUCAUAAAACUAAGUAAUUACGACCGUUACACCUCUUCUCACUUAUCUGCAAAUGUGUAAGCCAUAAAUCAACAAUUGAACUUAAUCAUCGGAGUGCCGUAGAAAGACCACAGCUGACGAAGGAACAUGUCUAACACCGUGGAUUUAACACAUUUAAAUAUUGAGCUUUUGGAGGUUAUCGGAAAAGGAAACUUCACAAAAGUGUACAAAGCAACUAAUUGCCGCCAAAUAUUUUCCGCUAAAAUAUAUUAUGACUUUUACGGGGAUUACAAUUGGGUCGCAAUGAGAUGCAAGCAUCUAUUAGAAAAUAAACAUCCGAAUAUCCUGAAUUCUCAUGGUUCCGAAAAGAUAACAGGCAAAGUAAUUGCCGUAUUUAUGGAAUUCGCAGACGGCGAAUCGCUGUAUAACUAUAUACAUGGAUCAGGCAAAUAUACUAGAAAUAAUGCUCUCAAUUGGAUGGCCCAAUUGGCGAAGGGUCUUGCAUUUCUACACGACCUGAAGCCAAGUCCGAUAUUUCAUGGUAACCUGAAGCCGCAGAAUUUGUUUUUAUUUGAAAACUAUAGCUGCUUAAAGAUCGGUGAUUUUGCCAGCGGAGGGGAAGUUAUAUCAAACUGUUAUACACCACCAGAGGCAUGCCCAAAAACACCGCGAAAUUUCGAUAAGAUAGGACGACUCGAUCAGAUACACGCCUACAUUUUGAAGUCGAUAAAAGGGUGUUACACCGAAAAGUACGAUGUCUAUAGCUUUGGAAUAAUUCUAUGGGAAGUAUUUACACGCAGAAGGCCUGUUUUUAAAUACAAACGUGAACCACUUUUGACCUGUAUUCCAAAUGUCGGCGGCUCCAGCAAUAUUAAAUCCCUGAUUGCCAGAUGUUCGCAUGAUGAUCGACAUAGGCGGCCAAUGAUGAAAAAUGUGGUGGGGGACCUUAUUCGAAUCAGUAUAUGCAUUAAACUGUUUGCUCUGACUGACUGACUGACUGAUUGAGCUCUUAUUCCUAAGAGCUAGGAUGCUUCAAUUUUCACUGUAGUUACCUAAUUUUGGAAAAUUCCAUCCGC
Drosophila montana is the source of this 1222-nucleotide messenger RNA. RefSeq names its product mitogen-activated protein kinase kinase kinase 7-like. Gene Ontology annotation, biological process: protein phosphorylation; signal transduction. The record is from RefSeq and is a predicted model, not a curated record. NCBI's taxonomy places the organism in Eukaryota, Metazoa, Arthropoda, Insecta, Diptera, Drosophilidae. The transcript is spliced from 5 exons. Gene Ontology annotation, molecular function: magnesium ion binding; ATP binding; MAP kinase kinase kinase activity. Bases 294 to 1139 code for a protein of 281 amino acids.